Nyctereutes procyonoides (raccoon dog) is the source of this 7368-nucleotide messenger RNA. RefSeq names its product polycystic kidney disease protein 1-like 2. The record is from RefSeq and is a predicted model, not a curated record. Gene Ontology annotation, biological process: detection of mechanical stimulus. Gene Ontology annotation, cellular component: membrane. Lineage: Eukaryota; Metazoa; Chordata; Mammalia; Carnivora; Canidae. Bases 1 to 7368 code for a protein of 2455 amino acids. Gene Ontology annotation, molecular function: calcium ion binding; calcium channel activity; carbohydrate binding. The transcript has 42 exons.
AUGAGCGCAGCAAGUUUGGUACUCUUGGGGCUUGCUCUGAGGUUUAGGGCCACAAUCUCUAAGCCAGAGGAGGGAAGCUUUUGCUCCAAAAGCCAAGUGGCCUUCAGAGACUCUUGCUAUGAAUUUGUGCCUUUCGCUCAAACCUUCUAUGGUGCCCAGAGCUGGUGCGAGGAGCAAGGGGGCCAUUUGGUCUUUAUUCAUGAUGAAGACACACAGCAAUUCCUGCAGAAGCACAUCUCCCAGGACAGGGAAUGGUGGAUUGGACUCAUAGGGAACUCGGCUCAGACUGGAACCAUAGGAGGGCCAGGGAUCUGGCUGGACACCUCCAAUGUGAGCUAUAGCCACUGGCAUGGAAAACAGGCCUCUCCUGUUCUCAACACCUGUGGUUACAUCAGGAGAGACGCUUCCUUUGGGUGGGCGGCUUCAGACAACUGCACACAGCUGUUUGCCUUCAUCUGCGAGUUUGGGCUUGGCCAGAGUCUGGCCUGUGACGGCCUCAAUGCCACCAUGCACUGUGGCUCAGGGGAAGUCAUCCAGAUCCAGGACGCCAUCUACGGACGCCAGACCCCUCAUUAUUGCACCCAGGGUGCUGCACACCCCUUGGAGGAGGAAUGCAGCUGGACCAGCGUCAAGGACGAAGUGGCAGGCCAGUGCCAGGGGCUGCAGGUAUGCCAGGUGGCAGCAGAUGGGACCUACUUUGGAGACCUGUGCCCUACCCAGGGCAGCUACCUAUGGGUGCAGUACCAGUGCCAGGAAGGCCUGCAGCUGAUGGUGUCCAAUGAGAGUUUCAUCUUUGACAAUGUCACCAUCUCCCUGACAUGGCUCCUUUCUCCCUACAUUGGAAAUCUGUCAUGUAUAAUUAGUACAGGAGAUGGCCACACUUUCGAUCCCUACUACCCCCCCAGUUCAUCCAGCAGUGUGAUCCACCAGUUCACAGCCCCUGGGGAAUUCACUGUGUUUGCUGAGUGCACAACCACUGAGUGGCAUGUGAUGGCCCAGAAGCAUGUGACAAUCCGAGACAAGAUGGAGAGGCUCACUGUGACAGGGUGCUCCAGCCUGUCCAUGUCAGGAGCCAGCCCUCUCUGCCGCACUGUCUUUGGGGACCCAUUGUGGGUUCAAGUGGUACUUGAUGGAGGAACAGGGGUAACUUACACUGCGCUGUUGGGUAACACAACCCUGGCUGAGUUCACCACGCCAAGGGGCUUGCUACCCUACAAUCUGACCCUGGACAGAGCAGCCCAACAACGGAUGGGCCCAGGGAUACACCACCUGGAGAUCCGAGCCACCAGCAACACCACCACCGCUGCACCUUCCAGAAACAUCACAGUCUACUUCGUGGAGCCUCUGUCAGGGCUACAGGCCUCCUUGGGUUCUGACCACUUGGAGCUUGGACAAGACCUACUGGUCAACGUCUCAGUGGCUCAUGGCAUCCCGGAGGGGCUGACCUUUGAAGUGGCAGGACUCAAUGCAACCUUCUCCCAUGAAGAAGCAAGCCUCGAGGGACCACUUGGGAUUUACCACGUAGCAGUUCCUUUUGAAGGCACCUUUCUGGUCACUGUGAUGGUGAGGAAUGCCUUUUCAAACUUGAGUUUGGAAGUCGGAAGCAUCACUGUCACAGAUUGCUGUGGGGUGGGAGGCGGGGUACCAACUGUGGAGGGGCGUCUCACCAGCCAGCUGCUUUUUCUGCAGAGAGAGAAAGGGGAUGUGCAGGUGUAUGUGGAACCUGGUCAGUAUGUGGAUCCUUUCACGACUGUGACUCUGGGCUGGCCAGACAGUGGCAAGGAUUUACGCUUCCAGUGGUCAUGUGGACGUUGCUGGGCCCAGUGGAGCUACUGUGUUGAGAGGCAGCUGCUCUGCACAGACCAGAGGGAGCUGGUGCUUCUUCCAUCCUGCCUGCCACCACCCAAUUCUGCCAUCACCCUGCGCCUGGCCACCUGGAGACGCAGACAGCUGGAGAACCAGGAGGAGCAGUGCCUCUAUGUGUCUGCCCCCCUGGAACUCAGGCCUCGAGUCAGCUGUGAGAAGAACUGCAGGCCAGCAAAUACCAGUGAAGACAUUGUUCUCAGAGUCACCUUGGGGGAUGACUCCUCAGUGGCCAUGUUCAACUGGUAUUUAGAGGACACUUCUCUGGAGAAGGCUGAGCCUCUCCCAGCUGCCUGCAGAUUCCAGGGAUUUUGGCCAAGUGCUUUAAUCCUCAUUGAGAGCAACACCUCUACAGUGCGGCUGAACAGCUCCUUUUUGCAGACCUGGGGCCAGGCCAUCCGGAUCAAAGCCACAGCAGUGACCAGGCAUGCCUAUGGGGAGGACACCUACGUGAUCAGCUCUCUGCCUCCCCCAGAGGUGCCCAGCUGCACCAUCACUCCAGAAGAGGGUACCAUUCUGACGAGCUUCACCAUCUUCUGUAACACAUCCUCGGCCCUGGGUCCCCUGGAGUACUGCUUCUGUCUGGAGUCAGGUUCCUGUCUACACUGUGGCCCUGAACCUGCUCUCUCAUCAGUUUAUCUGCCACUUGGGAAAGUAAACAAUGACUUCAUGCUGGUGGUGGUCAUUUCUGUUUCCAAUCUCGCAGGGGACAAACAGCAGGCCCAUGCAGUGGUGAAGGUGGGACUUGGAGACAUCUGUGUUGAGAACGUGGCAUUCCAGGCCGCAGUGCUGGAGAAUGUCACCGCCACUCUGCAAGGCGAGCGGGACCCUGAACGGCUCUUCCAGCUGGCCACGGCUGUGUCAUCCAUCCUGGACCUGGAGAGCCAGGGACAGGGCUGUGGGCAGCUGCUGAACAUGGAUGUCAGACAGAAGGUCAGAGAGCAUGUGCUGGGGUCACUAUCUGCAGUCACUACCACCCUGGGGGACAUGCAGAAGGUACAAAGGUUGGCCCAGGUGCUGAGAGAGGUGACCCACCACAGUGAGGAGCUCACACCCAAGGCCCAGUGGGAGGCCACUUGGGCUCUGCAGCAUGCCAGUGAAGCCCUGUUGGCACUGUGUUCCAAGGCCCAUCCUGAAGACCAGAGGCGCCAGGCAGCCACCAAGGACCUGUUUCAGGCUGUGGGCAGCGUGCUGGAAGCUUCCCUGAGGGAGGGACCAGAAAAGCAUGCAGAGGCCAAAGGCAGUCAGAUGGCCCCCGUGCCCCAGCUGCUCAGAGUUGUGGAGCAUGUGCAGGCUGCCCUCCUUCUGGGGACACUGCCUGGGGGCCUCCCAGCCACUCUGGCCACCCCUUCCAUCUCUGUGUAUACAAACAGAAUACAGCCCCGGAGUUGGCGAGGCUCCUCUGUGCAUAUUAAGGCUGCAAGCUCUGCAACCUUUAUCCUGCCUGCGGCCUCCUUCCUUGGCUCCAUGGAGGACAGCUGGGAGCCUGUGGACAUCAGGGUGAUGAGUUUCCCCAAGAGCCCCUUCCCAGCCCAAAGUCACUUUGAUGUCAGUGGAACUAUUGGUGGCUUCUGUUUGACCAGACCUAGUGGACAUCUCAUACCCAUGAGGAAUCUGUCGGAGAAUAUCGAGAUCCUGCUGCCUCGGCUUUUGGAAGGGCACAAUGAGCCAACUGUGUUAAACCUGACUAGUCCUGAAGCUUUAUGGUUGAACCUGACUUCAGACAGAGCAGCUUUGGGGAUCCAGCUGCACUGGAGACCUGCCAUCCCACUCAUACUCAGCCUGGGCUAUGGCUACCACCCCAAUGAGACCAGCUAUGAUGCAAAAGCUCACAUCCCGCCAAUGGCUGCUACAGAUGGGCUGUCCACGUGGAUCCUGAACCCAGAGGACCUGCAUUUUGGAGAAGGGGUCUAUUAUCUGACUGUGGUCCCCGAGUCUGACCUGGAACUGAUCCCUGGCAGGGACCUCACAGUUGGCAUCACCACCUUCCUGUCCCAUUGUGUGUUCUGGGAUGAGGUCCAGGGGACUUGGGACAACUCUGGGUGCCAGGUGGGGCCACGGACCACCCUCUCCCAGACACACUGCCUCUGCAACCACCUCACCUUCUUUGGAAGCACAUUCCUGGUCAUGCCCAACACCAUCGAUGUCCGCCAGACCGCUGAACUCUUUGCCACCUUUGAGGACAACCCCGUGGUUGUGACCACCGUGGGCUGCCUCUGUGUGGCCUACAUACUUGUGGUGAUCUGGGCGAAGAGGAAGGAUGCUCAGGAUCAGGCCAAGGUGAGGGUCACAGUGCUGGAGGACAAUGAUCCCUUUGCCCAGUACCACUACCUUGUGACAGUCUACACUGGACACCGGAGAGGGGCAGCUACUUCCUCGAAGGUGACUGUCACCCUAUAUGGCCUGGAUGGAGAGAGUGAACCCCACCACCUGUCAGACCCUGACAUCCCAGUUUUUGAGCGAGGAGGAGUGGAUGUCUUCUUACUCUCCACCCUGUUCCCCCUGGGGGAACUAAAGAGCCUGCGGCUAUGGCAUGACAACUCAGGGGACCGGCCAUCCUGGUAUGUGAGCCGGGUGCUGGUGCAUGACCUGGCUAGGGACCGGAAGUGGCAUUUCCUCUGCAACUCAUGGCUGUCCAUCGAUGUCGGAGACUGUGUCCUUGACAAAGUAUUUCCUGUGGCCACAGAGCAGGACAGGAAGCAAUUCAGCCACCUGUUUUUCAUGAAGACCUCCACGGGCUUCCAGGAUGGACACAUCUGGUACUCCAUCUUCAGCUGCUCUGCUAGGAGCAACUUCACCCGCGUCCAGAGGGUGUCCUGCUGCUUCUCUCUGCUUCUCUGCACCAUGCUGACCAGUAUCAUGUUCUGGGGUGUUCCCAAGGACCCAGCUGAGCAAAAGAUGGACUUGGGUAAAAUUGAAUUCACCUGGCAGGAAGUAAUGAUUGGACUGGAGAGCUCUCUCCUCAUGUUCCCCAUCAACCUCCUAAUUGUUCAGAUCUUUCGAAACACCCAUCCUCGGGUCACUAAGGAGCAGAAAACUGGGAAAUGGGACAGGGGCGCCCCCAAUCUGGCCUCCUCACUGCAGCCCAUGGAGGAUGGUCUUCUGACACUUGAAGUGGUGACCAAGGAUAUGUGGAGAUUUGUCAGCAACCUGUUUAAAGCUCUGAAAGUGCCACCACCUGCCUCUGGCUGGGACUCAGCAACCUUAAUGGACAUCAAUCAACUGCUGGUCUUGGUGGAAGAUGUCAUCUGUCUACAGAACAUGGAAGGGCAGGAGUUCUGGGAGGAAGCCAAACAGAGAGAGGACCCUUUAAUACUGCCUCUUGGGUCUCUACAAGUGAAAGAACGAAUGCAAUGCCUGAUGCCAGAGGUGGUCCCAAGUGACUGUCUGAAGGACAAUGCCUAUAAACAGUGUCUCUACCUUCAGCUGGAAUACAUGGAGCAAGAGCUUCAGCUGGUGGGACCCCAUGGCUUCCCGCAGGGCCAGAGCCACACCCGGGCCCUCAGCCAACUGCAGAUGCUGAAGGGCCACCUGCGAAGACAGCUGGGCGCCCCACCCCCAGCAUACACUGGCUUCCGGAUGGCCAGCAAACCUCCUCGUGGCCUGCCCUGGUGGUGCGUCCUAGUGGGCUGGUUCCUGGUGGCGGCCACAAGUGGCGUGGCAGCCUUCUUUACCAUGCUCUACGGCCUGCACUACGGACGGGCCGGCUCCCUCAAAUGGCUCAUCUCCGUGGCCAUCUCCUUCGUGGAGAGCGUGUUCGUCACCCAGCCUCUGAAGGUGCUGGGCUUUGCUGCCUUCUUCGCACUGGUCUUGAAGAGAGUGGAGGACGAGGAGGAGCCCGUGGCCUCCCUCCCAGGACGUCUGUCUAGCCCAGACCCUACUGCCUUGUUCCGAGCACGAAGAUGCAGCAGAAAGGACAUUUACCAGCCACCUUUGACCACUGACAUCGAGAAGAUGAAAACCACCCAUCUCAAGGAACAGAAGGCAUUUGCCUUCAUCAGAGAAAUCUUGGCAUACCUGGGCUUCCUGUGGAUGCUGCUGCUGGUUGCCUAUGGGCAGAGGGACCCCAGCACCUACCACUUCAACAGACACCUGGAGCACAGCUUCACUCAAGGCUUUUCAGCUGUGUUAAGCUUCAAGGAGUUCUUCAUGUGGGCCAACACCACCCUCGUGAGCAACCUGUACAGUCAUUACCCAGGCUUUAUCACUGAUGGGAACUCUAAGCUGGUUGGCAGUGCCCAGAUUCGUCAAGUGAGAGUCCGGGAAAACUCUUGCCCUCUUGUCCCACACCUGCAGGCUUCUCUUGACAGAUGUCAUGCACCAUAUUCCCUGGAUAUUGAAGACCUAUCAGACUAUGGGGAAGGCUGGAAUGCCUCUAUCCUCAAUAACAGCAGGGGCUUUUCCCAGGCGUGGCAAUACCAGAGCCAGAGACAACGCCGAGGGUAUCCCAUCUGGGGCAAACUCACUGUGUACCGGGGAGGAGGUUACGUGGUCCCCUUAGGGACUGAUCGCAAAAGCACAUCAAGAAUUCUCCAGUACCUCUUUGACAACACCUGGCUGGACAGCCUGACCAGAGCUGUUUUUGUGGAGUUUACUGUCUACAAUGCCAAUGUGAACCUGUUCUGCAUCAUCACUCUGACCCUGGAGACUAGCGCCCUGGGAACCUUCUUCCCACAUGCGAACCUGCAGAGCCUGCGCCUGUACCCCUUCACUGACGGCUGGCACCCCUUCGUGGUAGCAGCAGAGGCCAUCUACCUCCUGUUCCUUCUCUACUACAUGAUUGUGCAGGGCAAGCUCAUGAGAAAACAGAAGUGGAGCUAUUUCCAUAGCAAGUGGAAUCUUCUGGAGCUGACCAUCAUCCUAGCCAGUUGGAGUGCCCUGGCAAUGUUUGCGAAGAGGGCCAUCCUGGCAGAACGGGACAUCCAGCACUACAGGAGCCACGGGGAGGAGGGGAUCAGUUUCAGUGAGACAGCAGCGGCUGAUGCUGCCCUUGGGUAUAUCAUUGCCUUCCUGGUACUGCUGUCCACAGUGAAGCUUUGGCAUCUGCUCAGGUUGAACCCCAAAAUGAACAUGAUCACAUCAGCCCUGCGCCGUGCUUGGGGGGACAUUUCGGGGUUUAUCAUCGUCAUCCUCAUCAUGCUUCUGGCUUACUCCAUUGCGUCAAACUUAAUAUUUGGUUGGAAACUCCGUUCCUACAAAACCCUCUUUGAUGCAGCAGAAACAAUGAUCAGCCUUCAGCUCGGAAUCUUUAACUACGAGGAGGUCUUGGACUACAGCCCAGUGCUUGGCUCCUUCCUGAUUGGGUCCUGCAUCAUUUUCAUGACAUUUGUGGUGCUGAAUCUAUUUAUCUCUGUCAUUCUGGUGGCCUUCAAUGAGGAGCAAAAAAAUGAUCAGCUGUCGGAAGAAGGAGAGAUUGUCGAUUUGUUACUGAUGAAAAUACUCAGUUUCUUGGCUAUUAAACGUAAAAGAGAGGAGCCUGGAAGCAGCAGUGAGCAGCCCAAGUAG